Ooceraea biroi (clonal raider ant) is the source of this 2905-nucleotide messenger RNA. Its product is annotated as peroxisomal N(1)-acetyl-spermine/spermidine oxidase. Gene Ontology annotation, molecular function: polyamine oxidase activity. NCBI's taxonomy places the organism in Eukaryota, Metazoa, Arthropoda, Insecta, Hymenoptera, Formicidae. The record is from RefSeq and is a predicted model, not a curated record.
UGUUUGAAUAAAGGGCGAUGUAUGUACAUACUUGAAAGAAGUACAUCGUCUGUCAAAUUGUUUGAACAAAUUUUAUGAUAGACACAUGCAUGUGUGUCACUUUGUACGUAAAAACCGACAUAUUUUGGAUAAAAAUUUCACUGACAUGUAAGAGCGUCAUUAAUGAAGAAAGUGAGUGCGCAGGCACGUUUGUUUUUGUGUCGUGCAACCUCGUUUAUUGCUACGGCCUACUGCAGUCUGCUACAGCUGUAGCUGUUGACAGCUGAUAUCGCUGAUAUGUGACAAACAUGGCGGAAUCCACGCAUAGUCCGGAGGAUGACCGACUCUCGUGCAAAAUCUUGAUUAUCGGUGCUGGUAUGGCCGGAUUAUCAGCGGCGAAUCAUCUGUUGAAGAACAACGAGACGGAUUUUUUUAUUGUGGAAGCGCGCAGCCGAAUAGGUGGACGGAUCGUUACCACCCAAAUUGGUGAUCAAAAGGUUGAAUUGGGAGCAAACUGGAUUCAUGGUGUAUUGGGCAAUCCCAUGUUCGAGCUGGCAAUGGCAAAUGGUUUAAUAGAUAUUGUACACGUGCCAAAACCUCACAAAGUAGUGGCGGCAACGGAGGAUGGUAAACAGCUGUCAUUUCCUAUCUUGCGAGAGAUUUACGAGGCUUACAUGUGCUUUCUAAGGCGAUGUGAAGAAUAUUUCCUGAGUACAUAUACCCCACCGGAUGAUAUAACCAGUGUAGGAGCGCACAUUGCACUGGAAGCGGAAAUAUAUUUGUCAUCUUUGGCACCUGAACAUCGAAGAAUCAGGCAAUUGAUCUUUGAUUGUCUGCUUAAGAGAGAGACUUGCGUUACGGGUUGCGACAACAUGGAUGAAGUGGAUCUUUUAGAAAUGGGCUCGUAUGACGAGCUUCAAGGCGGUAACAUCAGUCUUCCAAAUGGUUACAGCGCUAUAUUGGAACCUGUUUCAAAGCACAUACCAAAAGAUCGUAUCCUCACCAAGCACGUCGUGACAAAGAUUAGGUGGCAGGAACAGAAGCAUCCCCAUAAUCCUGAAGCAGAAUCCGAUUCUACCUUGAACAGUCUCCUACAAGUACAAUGUGACAAUGGAAAGACGAUCACCGCGGAACACGUAAUAUGCACAUUACCAUUGGGUGUUUUAAAAAGGACAGCUCAGGACUUGUUUGAACCGUCGUUGCCCGCUUACAAACUCGAAGCGAUAGACAGACUGAUGUUUGGUACAGUGGAUAAAAUAUUUCUCGAAUACGACCGGCCUUUCUUGAAUCCUGGUGUGUCGGAAGUGAUGCUGCUGUGGGACGACGAGCGAUUAUCCGAGCAGGAAAAGCAAGACAUCAGCAAGACCUGGUUCCGAAAGAUAUACUCGUUCAUCAAGAUCUCGGAGACGCUGCUGCUCGGUUGGAUAUCCGGUCGUGCGGCGGAGUACAUGGAGAAACUGAGCAGCAUCGAGGUAGCGGAAGUGUGCACCACGAUCCUCCGACGAUUCCUCAACGAUCCGUUUGUGCCGACCCCGAAGAACUGCCUGCGCACUACGUGGCACUCGCAGCCUUACACCCGAGGUUCUUAUACCGCGAUGGCUGUCGGGGCGAGUCAGCUGGACAUCAAGAGCCUGGCCGAGCCAUUAGUUCAAGAGAAAACGGAAGACGGAGUGUCCCGGAUUCUGGUAGCCUUCGCUGGCGAACACACCCAUUCGUCGUUCUACAGUACGGUACACGGGGCGUACCUGACCGGUCGCACAGCGGCCGAGUUAUUAUUGGGCGUUAAGCAGAGUGAAAAGCACGCGUUGAGUCUCAGCUGCGAGGACACUAGCGAUCUCAGCUCGUGGAUACAAGGCAUUUCUUUGAAUUAACGCAGGUUCACUCUCGUUCCUCGAAAGGCUGACGAAAUGUCAGCGCGAAGAAGAUUAGAAACGCUUUGCGAACGUGCAUAGGCGUCGUAUUCUAUAUUUUAGCAGCUACGCACGCACGUGUUCACGUUUACGCGUUAUUACGUUUUUCUUUUGUACAUAUCGUAGCGCGAAUCCGUUGUAUCCACAUUACGCGUUUCAUGUAAAUACACACACACGUAACACACGGUGCUUCUUAAGAUUUUAAGACUUCUGCGAGAGCGCGUCUUCUGCGGCUGAGACGUGCCUCAUCGCGCCGUUUUCAUGCGUCCACUUUGUUUCACGAAUUGACGAGGACGAGACCGAGCGGGCACGUUAGGAGUAAGGAGUAUUCAUUAUUAUCGCGCGCGCAUCAUGUGAAAUGAUGCGUUCGCAACGCCAUGUGCAAUGCCAUCGAAUUUACUGUGACUGCGUCGUGCGAAUUCACGUUCGACGGGAACGUUUAUGUUUUAUUCGUUAUAUUUUAUUAUGCAGCAGGAUGAUUGUUAACGCGACAAUGUCCCGGGAAUAAUCGUAAACGUUCUUUCGUGUUCACGCAAGCAAGUUUAUCUGUAUAGUAUCGAGUAAAUUGAUACAGAGUUAUAUCUGCCGGACUCGUGUAGAUAAUAUACAGUCAGAUCCAGUACGAAUAUGUGAGAGUCUAGGGAAUAAGCCUAAUUCGAAAUAUUCGCACGAGAUGCAACGACGACGUUUCUGACGAUUAUUUUUUAUGUGGACACACACGUGCGAACACAGCGAAUCAACACCGAGAUUUACAUCGUAAAUAAUGAUGGAAAGCGCACUGUAUACUUUGUUGCAUACGUUGUACUCUCGAUCUUGUAGAGUCGUCGUGUUUUACUAUCGGACUUUUGCUAAUUUGGCGAUCGCUCGUCUGACUUCUUCAACAUCGCCAAUCAAUGUCGUACUUACUAUUUAUUACAUUAUAUUAUAAUAGCAAAAAAAGUGCAGUUUCGUCAUGGAUCAACUUAAUCUAGUCAUUGAAUUCGAUUUUGAUUUUAAUAAAACCAAAAUGCAUUUGA